AUGGCGCAAAUCAAAGACGAGAAGAUCAGCGACACGUCGUUAAACGGCCCCAACGCACACCACGGUCCCGGUCCCAAUCACAAGCCGAAAGAAGAGUUCCACGGUGGCGGCGGCGGCGGUGGCGGUGGCCGCGGCGGAAGAGGAAACCGCUUCCAACCGUACGGCGGACCCAACAGAGACCGCAAAGGUGGCCCUCCGAGGGACAACAAUAUGCCAAGAGGAGAGUUUCGCAAUGAUAAUAAUCAUGGUGAUAACCAUCAAGAUAAUGAUAUCAUGAAUCGAGGCAAUCGCAAUCAUUCUGAAAGUGGAAGAGGAGGACGACGUGGCGGUGGUGUCGGUGGAGGAGUUUUCAGAGGCGGUCCACCUAAUCGAGGAGAUGAUCGUUUAACUAGAGCUGAUGCCUUAUGGAAUGAACGUUUAAUGCAAAUAAUGGGUCCAACUCAUGAACUUCCGCCAACUGAUACUACAGAAAGAAAGUUCCUUAGCCAAUGUCGUCUUUACAUAGGAAACUUGGUGGAUUGUACUGAAGAAGAAUUGAUAGAAAUGUUUAAACCUUAUGGGGAAGUUUCUGAAAAUUUUUUGAACAAAGAAAAAAUGUUUGCCUUUAUCAGACUGGAUUAUCGUACUAAUGCGGAAAAAGCCAAAAGAGAAUUAGAUGGUCAGACACGCAAAGGACGUAUGUUAAAAAUAAGAUUUGCUCCAAUUGCUGCUGCCAUCAAAGUAAAAAACCUUACUCCAUUUGUAUCCAAUGAACUUCUAGAAUAUGCUUUUUCAAUAUUUGGUGAUAUUGAACGUUGUCAAGUGAUGGUAGAUGAAAGAGGUAAUUCAACUGGUGAAGGAAUCAUUGAAUUCUCACGCAAAAAUGCAGCAAGUAAUGCUUUGAAGCGUUGUUCAGAAGGUUGUUUCUUUUUGACCAGUUCACUUCGCCCCUGUGUAGUUGAAACAUAUGAGUUUGUAGAUAGUUCAGAUGGUCUCCCAGAUAAGUUAUUGCCCAAAAAAACUAUGGAUUUCCAGAAACAAAGAGAUGCUGGUCCAAGAUUUGCCAAUCCAAAUUCUUUUGAACAUGAAUUUGGUACUCGUUGGAAACAGUUAGCUGAAUUAUAUAAAUCUAAAGAAGAGGCAUUAAAACGUGAAAUGAAAUUAGAAGAAGAAAAAUUAGAGGCCCAAAUGGAAUAUGCUCGUUAUGAACACGAGACUGAAAUGCUCCGAGAACAAUUGCGUCAACGAGAAAUGGAUAGAGAAAGACAAAAAAUGGAAUGGGAAAUGAAGGAACGUCAAGCAGAGGAUCAAAGACUUAGGGAAGGAGAUAUUUUCAGGAGACAAAGUGAAGAUUUAAGCAUGAGAAUGCAUCAUCAAGAUGAAGAGAUGAGGAGGCGUCAACAAGACAAUUCAUCAUUCAUGCAGGACCAUAGAGGAGGACCGGGUAAACCCCAAUUUGAUGGACCUCCUAUUCCUGUUGAAGGUAUGUCUGUUCGUGAACUGGAAGCUAUAACUGCACAAGGAGGAAUGGAAUCGACGCCGUUCGUGGAAACUUUUGUACGUGACAAUCAAGGAGUAUUGCCGCCACCAGGCCUUUUCGACGCUGGCCCUAGAGGAGACAGGGGCGGAAGGUGGGGUCAAGACAGACGUAACGGCCAGGAUCGUAGAAGAUUUUAA
Molecule: messenger RNA, 1656 nt
Organism: Macrosiphum euphorbiae (potato aphid)
Lineage: Eukaryota; Metazoa; Arthropoda; Insecta; Hemiptera; Aphididae
Source: the annotation of a GenBank genome assembly